This is a messenger RNA of Ceratotherium simum simum (southern white rhinoceros), 3744 nucleotides long. RefSeq names its product calcium binding protein 39 like (gene CAB39L). Gene Ontology annotation, biological process: intracellular signal transduction. NCBI's taxonomy places the organism in Eukaryota, Metazoa, Chordata, Mammalia, Perissodactyla, Rhinocerotidae. The record is from RefSeq and is a predicted model, not a curated record. Gene Ontology annotation, molecular function: protein serine/threonine kinase activator activity.
AUGACGUUGCACGAUUGGGAGCGAGGAAGAAAAAGAGCUGUGACUGUGUGGUAUGUAUCUAAGAGUGUGUUAGAGAGGGAGAGGAGAACGCAUAAGCAAGCUGGUUUGACCAGAAACAGAACUGCCUGUGACAGAUUAAGAGACAAGCAAGGCUUGGAAUCUGAGAGCAAGCAAAGAGAGUGGAAAUUUACAGCUCCCCUGUGUGAGUGUUCAAGUGAUCAUUUUCUGCUAACGUUUUCCGGUGGUAACUGUUGCUCUUCAAAGAGAGAGACAGAAAGUCAAGACAAGAUUGUGGAAACUCUUUUCUCUUCCACGCUUUGGUAAUAGGAGGCACCCUCUAUUAAAUGGAAGAUAAAGACUGCUUCGUCUAAGGUGCUUUGAACCCGAGAGAGAGCUGUCUUCAGCACCUCACCAUGUGUCUACUUUUUGUUGCUUAGACAAGCCUGGGCAUUUCUAUAACAUUUGCAUUCCAUAUUGGAAGAAGAGAUUUCUAUAGAUGAAAAAAAUGCCUUUGUUUAGUAAAUCACACAAAAAUCCAGCAGAAAUUGUGAAAACUCUGAAAGACAACAUGGCCAUUUUGGAAAAGCAAGACAAAAAGACAGACAAGACUUCAGAAGAAGUGUCGAAAUCACUGCAAGCAAUGAAAGAAAUUCUGUGUGGUGCAAAUGACAAGGAACCCCCAACGGAAGUUGUGGCUCAGCUGGCACAAGAACUCUACAAUAGUGGGCUGCUGGUGACACUGAUAGCUGACCUACAGUUGAUAGACUUUGAGGGAAAAAAAGAUGUGACCCAGAUAUUUAACAACAUCCUGAGAAGACAGAUAGGCACUCGGAGUCCUACUGUGGAGUACAUUAGUGCUCAUCCUCAUAUCCUCUUUAUGCUCCUCAAAGGAUAUGAAGCCCCACAGAUUGCCUUACGUUGUGGGAUUAUGCUGAGAGAAUGUAUUCGACAUGAACCACUUGCCAAAAUCAUCCUCUUUUCUAAUCAAUUCAGAGAUUUCUUUAAGUAUGUGGAGUUGUCAACAUUUGAUAUUGCUUCAGAUGCCUUUGCUACUUUUAAGGAUUUACUAACAAGACAUAAAGUAUUGGUAGCAGACUUCUUAGAACAAAAUUAUGACACUAUUUUUGAAGACUAUGAGAAAUUGCUUCAGUCUGAGAAUUAUGUGACUAAGAGACAAUCUUUAAAGCUGCUAGGUGAACUGAUCCUGGACCGACACAACUUCACCAUUAUGACAAAGUACAUCAGCAAGCCGGAGAACCUCAAGCUGAUGAUGAACCUCCUUCGAGAUAAAAGUGCCAACAUUCAGUUUGAAGCUUUCCAUGUCUUUAAGGUAUUUGUGGCCAGUCCUCACAAAACACAGCCUAUUGUGGAGAUUCUGUUAAAAAAUCAACCUAAACUCAUUGAGUUUCUGAGCAGCUUCCAAAAAGAAAGGACAGAUGACGAGCAGUUCACCGAUGAGAAGAACUACUUGAUUAAACAGAUUCGCGACUUGAAGAAAACAGCCUCUUGAAGAUCUUAUCCAGUUUCCUGCCACAGUCACCGUCUCAUCUGUUCAGUUUGUACAAAAGUGUCAUUUCAAAAAGUAAUCGUUCUUGGGAAGGCUUUGGAGGUGCCUAUUUUUUCUCAAUUCAUUAUUCAAGGUAGAUGGAAUAUAAACAUUUGAAUGAAAAAAUAAUUAACCUAGAAUAAUGUAUUCAUUUAAAUCAAGUCUGUGGUUAUUUUUGUGAAAUCAGAGCCAUUGUACUUGACAUGGAGAAAAGCAAUUUUAACCCUUUGUUGAUGAAAGGCUACAGGGCUGUGGGCUUGCAGACCCGAGCUCUCAGCCACCAUGAGCCACCAAGUAGGAGCCCAAAUGAUGGGCGUCACUGAGUCCUCAAAGAGGAUUAAGUUCUCAGAGGAGAACUGGACAUGGGGGCGAGAGGUGCAAAACCAUCUUGCCUAUUUGCGCUUAGAUUUCUUAAGGCACUUAAAGAUCUGAGAAAAUAAGAUGCCUGUUUUCAGCCAUUACAUGUUCUUGUUCCUUGCCCAUAUCUUUUGACUGUAAUUAGUGGUUCUCAGCUUCCUAGGGAAUUGCUGCCCACCUCCCACUCAGCCUUCCUUUCUGCUCACUAUCCCACAUUCCAUCCCAAUGGAUCUCUUCAGCACAUCUGACUCAUGGCGCACGCACGCGCACACACACGCUUACACACACACCCCACUCCGACCUGCAGUAAGGUUAGCGUGGAACCAACUAAGUACGAAUAAGAUGGAUUAACAAGGGUCAUAGGGGCAUAGAGGUGUAUGACCUACUCACUUGAGAACUUGGAACGGUGGUUAAGAACCACAGCUCCAGCUGUAGUCACUGCUGUUUCACACUGACUUCUGUAGGGUUAGGGAAUGUUUGGAAUAUUUCAUUCAUAACUGUCAUUAUGGGAAAGAUUUUUUUGUGGCGAAAGUGCGUUUUAGAGUAGGAGUCAUUGCAUUAGGAUGCCUAGCAUGUACAGCACCGUGGGUCCAGAGGGUUGCACAGGUCUUUAGACCACUUUUAUAAAUAAGGGAACAUUGCUGUUGGCUGGGCAAACAAAAUGCAUGAAAAAAUUCUCAAACUAAAAAUUUUUUUCAGUUUAUUUUCUAAUUAGCUGUCACUCGAAUUUUCCAUCAAAGUCUUCAGUGAAAAGGUAGAAAACCUAUAAAAUUUUGGUCCCAAAUAUUCUCUUGCAUACUAGGAUGGUUAAGGAAUUGAUUUAGGUUCUUUAAAAAAGGCAUAGGACAACAACAAAAAAAAGGUCAUGAUUUGUUUUCAGCCGUCAAGUGUAUAAAAUGGAAUUUUAAAGCUAUAUUUACAAGGCAUUAAAGGUGCAAUUAUUAAUCUGUAUUUUUUCAUCAUUCUGUUUCCAAAUCAUGAGUUGUUGCCUUCUGUAAGAACCCUCACUUUUUACAAUAUCGGGUGCUGUGUUCUUCAAUCAGACAUGUCUCCACUCGGAGAGGGAAGUAUCCCUCCCCAGGGAUCCUUCCCCAGGAUCAGUGCCCUCUGUAAAUUUUGCCUCUGAAGAAUUACCUGGCAGAGUUUCACCCUUCUUAGCUGGGACACAGGGUUGUGUUUUCUGUGCCCAUGUGGAAUCCUGAGGCAGAUGGUGUGGGACCUGUGGGACCUUCUCAUGGCAGCUCUAGCCAAUGCUGGCGUGGGAGUGUCAGCCGGCAGCCGAUCUAAUGACCUUCAUUCUUUAGUCACUGAAGUCAGAUUAUUUCUAUAACAUUCCCUGACCAGUCCAGAGUCUCUUAGAAUUUGACUUUUCUGGUUUUGCUUAUUUGAUUAAAAGAGAAGAGUGUAAGUAUAAAAAGCGCAGGUGCAAUAACCAUUGGAAAUUUGUUUGGUUGCUUAAUACUGUUCCACAACAUCAUGGGACGCAUGUUUUCUAUUGGAAAGCAAGGCUUUGUUAUGAUUCUUUCUUAAUAAAUAAAACAUUUUAUUUCCUCUGGGCUUGAAUUAGCUCUUUCCUAGCAACCCCUUAUCCGAGUUUAGUACCUGCAAACGGAAUACUAGAGUCUGAGAGGCAAUAAAUGAAGUAGCUGGGGUUUUGUUGUAAUACAAAUUUGUAAAUUAUUAACACGAGAGGGGGAGCAAGAAGCUCACAGUCAAAAUAUGUUUGCACAAAAUUCACUGUAAUAUUGUGAGAAUUAAAUUUUGAAAAGGUCAUAUUUAAUAAGCUAUUUCAAAAGCACACAUUUAAAUAAAGACUGACUAAAUAAAAAGGUGCCACAUAC